UUAUUGACUCAGAUAUUUGUGCAGCCACGUCCUCUCUUGCUAACCUCCACCCUCAACGCGGAGCUGUCCAUUGGCACAGGUGCUGAAACGCGUAGGUUCUCAUUCCCUCACAGCGGUGCGAGACUGAGGGUCGAGAGUAAAACAUUUGGAUGAUUGUAUUGACUUUAUCCAUAUAUUUUUGAGACACCUCGGUGGAUGUACAUUGAUUUACUCAGCUUUCAUCAAGAGCGCAUCAAAGGUCCACGUUCUGACCCGGUCAGUUAACGGACUCUUAAGAGGGAGAAAGAUGGCUUUUAUGGUGAAACAAAUGGUGGGAGGGCAUGUGAAGAACCUGACCGGGGGUUUGACUGAGGAAAAGCCCGAAGGAGAGAAAUCGGAAGCCGCAGCGGCAGGAAUGACCCAGGAGGAAUUUGAACAAUAUCAACAACAGUUAGAGGAGGAAAAGCAGGAACGAGAUGCUAGUUUUGCGCAGAAGAAAGCUGAGCGGGCAACAGUUAGAAGUCACUUCCGGGACAAAUACAGACUGCCAAAGAAUGAGCUGGAUGACACUCAGAUCCAGCAGGCGGGGGAUGACGUGGAGCUGCCCACAGAGCUAGCCAAGAUGAUCGCUGAUGACAACAAGGAGGAGGCGUCCAAAACGUCUGUCCUGGGCCAGCUGACCAACAUCCAGAAUGUGGACAUGGACCAGCUGAAGGACAAGGCCCAGGCCACUCUGGAAGACCUCAAACAGUCUGCUGAAAAGUGCAAUCUCAUGUGAUCUGGCUGGCUGACUGAAUUCCUGCUCUCUCUCUCUCCCUCCUUUACUUUCUUUAUCUAUACAACAAAGGAUCUGUGUAAGAUAUGAUCUAUGAUCAUGUACAAACGUUGAUAGUCAUGUUGCUUUGAAUACACACACAUACAGUCAACACUGCCUCACAUACACAAACAUAUUGCAGCAGCUCCUGGCCAAGGAAUCAGAGUGAACACUGUCUAAGCUGUGGGGGAAUCAGAGUAAACACUGUCUAAGCUGUGGGGGAAUCAGAGUAAACACUGUCUAAGCUGUGGGGGAAUCAGAGUAAACACUGUCUAAGCUGUGGGGGAAUCAGAGUAAACACUGUCUAAGCUGUGGGGGAAUCAGAGUAAACACUGUCUAAGCUGUGGGGGAAUCAGAGUAAACACUGUCUAAACUGUGGGGGAAUCAGAGUAAACACUGUCUAAGCUGUGGGGGAAUCAGAGUAAACACUGUCUAAGCUGUGGGGGAAUCAGAGUAAACACUGUCUAAGCUGUGGGGGAAUCAGAGUAAACAUAUCAACUAGUCAUAUUAAGAGUAAAUCAAACUUUCUUGUCUUGGGUCCACAUUCAGUACAUUACAAACCAAGUGUCUAUCGCAGGUGUAAAUGUAUUUGCGGUUUGCCUGUUCUGUUGUCCAUCUAGUCUAUGGUCAUUAACUCGUUGGGGCCUUGCUAAGAGACAGCUCGUCCUCUGUGAUGCCAACCCAUCUAACCUUUCAACUCUAGCCUUUAACCUGUCCUCAUAUUGACCAUGACCUCUCCAUCUCAGUGUUGUUUUGUGCUGGUGGUUUGGUGUCGUUUAAACGCUAUGAUAUGCCAAAUGCUGUCUUUGAAAAUGUCAUCCUCUGGCUGAGUGCUGGUCAUAGUGUUUAAUAAGUACACAAGACUAUGAACAUAUAUGAACAUAUAGUACUUGAUAUUUGUCUGAUUUGUUGUUGUAUCUCUAAAUAAAGACGCAGGUGAGAGCAG
This is a messenger RNA of Oncorhynchus mykiss (rainbow trout), 1739 nucleotides long. RefSeq names its product complexin-3-like. Gene Ontology annotation, molecular function: syntaxin binding. NCBI's taxonomy places the organism in Eukaryota, Metazoa, Chordata, Actinopteri, Salmoniformes, Salmonidae. The record is from RefSeq and is a predicted model, not a curated record. Gene Ontology annotation, cellular component: SNARE complex; terminal bouton. Gene Ontology annotation, biological process: synaptic vesicle exocytosis; neurotransmitter transport; regulation of neurotransmitter secretion.